CGCAAUAUUCUGAAAAACCUUUUAACAGUGAAACGAGCCAAUCACAUUAACAUCACCAACCGAAAGAACAUUACGGUAUACUGCUAACAUACCAAAUCCAACCACAUAGACAGCACUUCACCUUUCACCGACAACCGACCUUCACCGCCUCCACCGGAAUUUGACUUCAUCACCGCCGCCAUGGGUGCCACUGAACAUGUGGUGGGAGAGAGUGAAGAAGAAAGGAGAGAAGAAGAGAAAGAGGAUGAGGAGGAGAAAGAAGAGGUAGAGGAGGCAGACCAGGAGAGAGAAGGAGAAGAAGAGAAAUUAGACUUGGAAAAAGGAGUCGGGGAAGCUGUUGUUGAAGAGAAGGCGUUAGAGAGAAUUGAAGAUCAAAGAGACCAUUUUCAUGUGUCAAUGAUGCAAAGAUUGAACCCGACGAACCCUUUGAGGAUUGUCAUCAAUGGUGGCACUAGAGUUGCUACUUCUUCUCCUUCUCAAUCGUCUCGUUUUCAGCCUCCCCCUCCCCCUCAUCCUCGUUCUCAGCCUCGUUCUACACCAACCCCACAACAAUCAGUAACAACACUGAAUUCAAGAAGAUUCACCAACAAAAUAUCUCUGUUAUUAUUCAUGCUGCACAUGGUUGUGGCUGUUGCAUUAGUGUGCUUUCUUAUAUUCAAGGGAAUUCAAGGGUUAAUAGAGGCGUCAAAUCCUGCAAAAGAAAAGGAGGAAAAGAUUCUUAAAUUCUUGUUGCCACAAAUUGAAGUUGCAUCUCUUCUGAGCAUUACUCUUGCAUUUGCUUGGCAAAAGGCUUUGCGAGAAUGGCCUCGAUUCAUGGUUUAUUUCAUCAUAUGGUUCACUUUCUUCAUGUCUUUGUCGGCUGGAAUUCUUCUAAUUUGUUUCCAAAAGCCUACCACAGAUGGUGUUGGAGUUUGCUUCAUUGCCUUUGCAAUCGGUAAUGGUUUAUAUGCUUGUUGGGUCUCUCAGCGAAUUGAUUUUUGUUUCAAGGUAUUGCUUAAAUCUCUGGAACCAGUUUCCAAAUUUCCUGAUUUAAACCAACCUGCUUAUUGGAUGCUUGGGUCUGGAUUCUUGUGGAUGUCAUUAUGGAUUUUGGCUGUGGUUGGAGCACUGAAUUUCUACGUCCCACCAUUUAUUAUAAUUGCAUUGGUCUUAAGCUUGGCUUGGACAACAGAAGUUAUGAGGAAUGUUGUUAAUAUAACAGUUAGCAGAGUGAUCGCACUGUAUUAUCUGAGAGGAAUGCAGUCUAAUACUCUGGUUAGCUUCCAAAGAGCCUUGACCCGGAAUCUUGGAAGUGCUUGUCUUGGAUCUUUAUUCGUGCCAGCAAUUGAAGCCUUAAGAAUUGUUGCCAGAGGUUUAAAUUUGCUGGAAGGAGAAGAUGAAUUUAUGUUCUCUUGUGCACAUUGCUGUCUCAAUGUUAUGCAGUCUAUUUUCAGACAUGGAAAUGGCUGGGCAUAUGUACAGAUAGCUGCCUAUGGAAAAGGUUUUGUUAGGGCAUCACAAGAUACUUGGGUGCUUUUCGAGAGAGAAGAAAUGGAACCCAUCGUAGAUUCUGACAUGACCAGCGCAAUUUGCUUCCUUACUGGAGUUUGCAGUGGCUCAAUUUGUGUUAUUGUUGUGGCUGCUUGGACUGCUAGAGUCCACCAGCCCUUCACAGCCAGCACCUCCCUCCUCGCUUUCUUUGUUGGAUACCUAAUGACAAGGAUCGCCAUGGCAUUGCCGCAAGCUUGUGUGAGCUGUUACUACGUUUGCUAUGCUGAAAAUCCUGAGAACCGAUUGUUUGAUAAAACAAUAAAGGAUCGUCUCAACUUGAUCAAGUCUGGUCGGGAUGUGGUGGUGCCUACACCUCGUGUUCCCCGUCGAUUUAUAAGGUAGCUGCUUGGUCAGUUAAUUUUCCUGCACAUGUACAGAAAUUAAGUGGGAAAAUGGGCCCGUCCUUCCAAAAUUUAGCAGGCAUAUCUCACUUUCAAUGGGGGGUCUAAGGACUCAAGUAUGGGCCAAUUGCUCUGGAAGUAAAUUUAUCAACAGUAGAAUUGGUAGCUGGUGCUACAACCGCUCAUGACGACGAUUUUUGAAUGUGAAAGUUUAACCAUUAUUGGAUGUAUUUUGAUAAUGGAGAGCCCACUGAGAUUCCAAUCAACAAGGCUGCAAUGACAAAGCGACUUUUAGUCCUCUUUUUUGUAUUAUAUUUUGCAUAUACUUUUAGGAUACUCUACUCUAAAAAGUGUUACCAUUAUUUUAUAACUUUCCCCUUUAUGAUUUCAACCACCAUUGUUUAAUUAAAUUUAAUUGUGUUAGUAGUUCCUUACGUGAUAUGUAUAGUAAUUCAAAGCCUUUCCUCCUUA
Messenger RNA from Durio zibethinus, 2342 nucleotides. RefSeq lists its product as uncharacterized. The record is from RefSeq and is a predicted model, not a curated record. Lineage: Eukaryota; Viridiplantae; Streptophyta; Magnoliopsida; Malvales; Malvaceae. Gene Ontology annotation, molecular function: transmembrane transporter activity. Gene Ontology annotation, biological process: transmembrane transport. Gene Ontology annotation, cellular component: membrane.